Messenger RNA from Astyanax mexicanus (Mexican tetra), 4082 nucleotides. RefSeq lists its product as uncharacterized. Bases 471 to 2135 code for a protein of 554 amino acids. The transcript is spliced from 5 exons. The record is from RefSeq and is a predicted model, not a curated record. Lineage: Eukaryota; Metazoa; Chordata; Actinopteri; Characiformes; Acestrorhamphidae.
GCCAAUCAGCGCGAGGUCCGCUUUAACGGGCAUUAAAGAUAUCGCAUCCAGCGCUGUGUGCGCGGAUUAUGUAAUUCGGAUUUUUUUUCCGUUAGAACGGAUCUCGGUAACCGUUAACCGUGGCAGGAGCGCACGGACAGGCGCCCCGGUCUGGCUCCGGUUCGUGCUGGGCGCCGUGCAGUGCCGUGUGCAGCAGGCCGGCGCUCCGGUUAGAGACGGCGCGGGGAGACAAGAUGGAGACGGGCGGAGAUGCGGGGCUCAGCGGCCGCCGCGGCGGAGGAGGAGCGGGGCGGCGGGAGUGAGGCGGCGGGGCGAUGACUGUGGCAGCACUUCUAAAGAUCUGCAUCUUUCUGCAGACUUCCUGACUGUAAGGAGGCAGCGAGGGGGUGUUGGAUCGUGUUGCUCCAGCAGCAGUCGUGGAGGAGGAGGAGGAGCGGCUGUUCCGGUGGCGCCACGCCCUUCUGCAGGGUAUGGAGUACCACAGCACGGGGACCCUGCCGGUCCUGGGCAGACCCCGCUACUGUCCUGGAGCCAACAGUGCCAGCAGCUACAUCUGCCAGAACGGCCACUGCUGCGGAGAGACCGGCUGCUGCACCUACUACUACGAGCUGUGGUGGUUUUGGUUGUUAUGGAGCGUGCUGAUCCUGUUCAGCUGUUGCUGUGCUUAUCGGCACAGGCAGGCUAAGCAGCGAGUGCAGCAGCAGCAGCGGCAGAGAGAGAUCAACCUGAUGGCCUACCACGGAGCCUGCAGCUACCCAUCCUCCAUGCUGGACCUCAGUUUCCUCGCCUCGCUCAAACUGCCGUCCUAUGAAGAAGUAGCAGCCCAGCCCAGCACCCCGCCCCCACCCUACAGCUCGGUAGCGUACCCGCGAGGCUCCUCCCACCCCGGCCCGAGUCACAUGCUGUCCUCCCAGAGCUCCGACAACUACACCAGCUGCUCCUGUGACUCCUGCUGUCCAUCAUCCCCCUGUAGCUCCUCCCCUUCCUCUGCCCAGCUCACGGACGAGACCGACACUAGCCACACCUCCACACCUUCCCACAGCGAAGCUCCGCCCAUCAACUCCGCCCCUGAAUUCGCCCAAUCGAGUGCAGCCACGGAGAGCCACGGCGAGACUGUUUCCACUCCGCCCCACUCGUUCCACGAGGCUGGAGCCAAUCCGGUGCUGAGCAGGGCAGAGGGAAUGGAGGCGGAGCUGUCGGACUCCGCCUCUUUAGACUGCAAUGGCAACAGGACCGUUAAAACCGUUAAAACAGUUACAACGGUUGAAACCGUUAAAACAGUUAAAAUCAGUCAAACCAUUUACAGCAGCAACAACAACAAGAUCAAUGCAGAGGAGACCACAACGUGUAAUGAAACCCCCAACAACACAACUCACACUGCUAUCACCACUCACACUAGUGCAAAUAACACUAGUGCAAAUAGUGCUGAAAACUGUAACGUUAUCAACGUGGUUCAGACUUCUAACAGCACCAGCCCGACCAGUCCCAUCUCCACAGACCUGCACCUUGUUCAGCCACCCAGCAACACAACCCAAAGUGUUGCUCCAGCCUCCCAGCCGUCUCUCACCGUCCCCACCCCGUCCUCUCCUUCACUGUCUCCUUCUCCCGUCUCCCUUACGUCCCCCUCUACUCCUUCACUCCCUCCUCUGUUAUUCCCCCUCUCCGAUCCUCUGGGGGCGCUCUCACAGCAGCAGAGCUCCCCAACCAACAGCCCUCCCGCUCCUCCCCCGCCGCCGCCUCAGUCUCCUCCCAGACCUGUGCUCUUCUCCCCGGACUUCCUGGAACCGGAGCGCCGGGAUUCGGCCGUCUGCGACCUGGACGUGGACCAGACGCACUUCCAGCAGCGCCGCCUGACCGGAGACUCCGGAAUCGAGGUGUGCCGCUGUCGCAUCGACCGAGAGGGGGACGAGGACGAGGAAGACGAGGAACGGGGGGAUCCUUUGGAGGUGGGGGCGACCGCUGUGCCGAUAUCGAUCGAUAGCCUACACGACAGUGCCGACUGCCUGAUCCGAGCCCAGCUGGCUCCGCCUCCUGCUGCAGGGGAGGGGUUGGGGGAGUGGCCGGACACGUGCAGCUCCGCCCCCUCUGCGCCGGCGAAGGCUGAAGCGGUGGUCAUAGCCAUGGAGAGCAUUUGACAGACAGACAGACAGACAGACGGGAUGUUAGAAAAUGUUAGCUGUUGUUAGAAAGAAUCCAUAGUUACAGGGUGAAGCAGAGUGCGGGGAAUUAUUGAGCGCUGCGCCACGCUGCGAAUUUAUCCGGCGCUGCGCCACGCUGAGGAGUUGCAUUAAGUUUCGAGAGCCGGCAAAUGUGGAACGUGAAACGUGGAACAUGCAUCGUGUACGUGGAUUUCCCAGAGCUCUGGAGAUUAGAUUGAAGGAUUAGCAAACAGACAACAGGCAGCAGUCGUGAAAAACAAACCAGGUCAACUAUUAAACUGGAUUAGGAUCAUAGGAUCAGUGGUAUAGGUAAAAAUGUAGCUCGACAGCAUAAGAGGGUUCUCUCUCUCUCUUUCUCUUUUCUUGUGUGUCUUUCUCUUCCUCUCGCCUUGUCUCUCUCUCUCUCUCUCUCUCUCUCUCUCGUUCUCUCUUGGUUUUGAGAGAGUAAUGAAGUAAAUGAAAUGAAAUCUCUGAAAUGUUCUCCGGAGCUUUAACACAAAGCCAGAUUUCUCCGAAGAUGAAUGAACUGGAGAAACCAGAGCCUCGGACUCUCUCUGUUAAAAACAGCUGGACCUGACCCUAAACUACACACACACACACACACACACGUACAGUUACUGUUGUGUAUGAGCUUGUGUGUGAUGUGGGACGAUGGUACUACAAACGAUCGUACGUCUGUACUAAACAGCGCCAGUUGCUCUUCUGGCCCCAUGUGUGAACACUGAUUCUGUAUUCUGUAGCAACAUUCAUCUCUCUCUCUUUCUCUCUCUCUCUCUCUCUCUCUCUCUUUCCCCCUGUUCCCUGCUUUUAUUGUAGCCUCUAGCACAGGACCGUAGAGUCCUGUAGUGUGGAGUGUUUGUACGCUUUGAUAGACGAUGAAGCUGCUUGAAAUGCUCAUGGUUCAAACAAUGCCAACAGUAAAGAUGCAAUAACACCAAACACACACUAGUUGUUAACUGUCCCGUGUGCCUCUGGGUAAUGUAGUUGUUCACGCCAGGUCCAGGCCGCCAUCGCCGCUAACUGCGCUCGGUGUUAACUGGAGCUUACAGCCGAAUGUAAAAAAGGUUCUUCACAGGUUCACGCGAAAACCCAACACAAAACAGCAUUUUUUUUAGAACACCGUCCAAAAAACACAGAGACGGCCUCAUCCUCGUUCUCAUUUUUUCCAGUGUUUUAGAACACCAGCUUGGCCAAACAGAUGCUGCAUCUCAAACACGACAGAAGAAGAAGAAAAAAUACAACCUCAGGACAUUGUUUCUGUUUUUUUCGUUCGUGAUUUUUAUUAAACAUUUUGUUACGUCUUAAUGUGGAAACAUUGAAAAAAAAACAGAAAACAAACAAAAAAAAUCAAACAAAACGCAUUUCUCACUUGUUGACAUCAAAGCAGUCUUAAAAGACUUAACCAAUGUAACAACGUUCAAUUUCUACGUCGAACUGCUAAUGUCCACAAAGAUUAAUAUAUAUAUAUAAAAAUAUAUGAAAUAUACAUAUGAAUAUAUAUGUAUGUAGGUUCAGAUGAUCUAUAUAUAUAUAUAUAAAAUACAUAUACAUAUAUAUAUAUAGAGAUAUAUAUGCUCUCUGUGAAAUGAUAUAUAAAAAUAUAUAUAUAUUUUCUAAGCAUGCCAUUUGCCAUUUGGAGUGCAUCACAGUGCUGGUGGAACUGGUGUAAAAUAUAAUAAUCGGAGGCCAAGGGAUUGAUUGAUUGAUUGGUCGAUUGAUUGAUUGUGUGUAUUGACACUAGUGUUACUAUAACAUCCAGUUCCAGUUGCGUUACUAUGGCGUUAUCAUGGUGCUGCCGUGGCGUUACUAUGACAACCUUCUCUAGUCUGAGCAAUAGAGUAUGUUUGAUGUUCAUGUGAGACUGUGAAAGGUGUGCAGAUGUUAUUCUCAAUGACUUCAACACUAAAAAGAGUCGAGUGAAAA